AUGUCUCUCAGACCUCCCCUGAGGACAUUUCAAUCUGCUCUGCGGCUACAACUCACCUUACCCCUCUCACAAAAAUCAAUCAGAUAUGCUUCGCUCAAUUCAGCUAUCGGGCGCGGGAUUCGCAGGUCGCAGGGUGUAGAAGAUUCUGGGACUUCGCCCAACGAUCGCGGUCGUUCUCGGGCUGAAAAGCCGACAUACACAUCGCGGAAUGAUCGCAAUAGAAAAGUGCACCGGCAAGCGCUUCCCGAAAUGGGGUUCGAUGAAGAUGAAUUCAUUAGGUCCGGAAACUUUCGUGCAUUGCCUCCUGAACAUCAACGAUUCAAAAACGCGCACGACUUACGCGGUAAUAAGGAAUCUAAUGCUGCGAGCAGACGUCGCUUACCGCAAAACAUGCGUGACAGUCAUGAAUCUCGAUCGGCAAAGAGCGGCCGCUCUUCACAAUAUGUUCCAACGCCUGAAGAUGAAGAAAAGCGACGCUCACGUCGGAUAGAACACCAUAAGCCUACAGAAGAAAACCCUGAACGAGUGAAGCAGCAUGUCUGGGUCCCACCCACAAUUCCCUACACCACUUCGGCAUCCGAAUUUAUCUAUGGUACGACAGCCGUCGAAGCUGCGUUGCGUUGUUGCAAGCGCCAGCUAUACAAACUCUAUCUUUACCAGACAGCCGGAGAAGAAGAGUUGAGCGCUGACAAGAGGGUGUUGCGGAAACUUGCUCUGUCCAAGAACGUCAAAGUCAAGUUGGCCUUCGGUGAAUGGAACCGACUGCUUGAUAAAAUGAGCGCAGGAAGACCCCAUAACGGGUGUGUCCUCGAAGUAUCGCCCCUUCCCCGAACGCCCAUCCAAGCACUCAGGCCUGUCCAAUUGGGUGACGGCGAAUUCAAAGUGGAACUCGCACCGCAAACGCGAGAGGAAGCGAAGGUGAACGGGACGAAUGACUGCAUAAAAAUCAACAAUUCAUACACCCAACAGCAGAUAAGAUACCCAGUCGUCGUGCUACUCGAAGGUGUCGUUGAUACGGGAAACCUAGGGUCCAUUAUCCGCUCCGCCUAUUACCUCGGGGUUGACGCCAUUGUCUUUGCCGGCCGACACUCGGCGCCACUGUCGCCCGUCACGAUCAAGGCCUCCGCCGGCGCCGCCGAGAACAUGACUCUUCUUGACGUCCAGAACGAAGUAGACUUCAUCAAGCGGUCCCAAGCCAACGGCUGGCGAUUUUACGCUGCAGAUGUUCCUAAGACAGGUGCUACUUACCUUGAACCUGGCGCGCUACAACCUCCUGGCUCGGCGGUAGCGAAUGAAGGACACCCCGACGCCCUCAUCGGACAGUCGCCCAGCGUAAUUAUGAUGGGCUACGAAGGAUCUGGUCUUAGCAACCACAUCAAGGGCCGUGCCGAUUCCAUUGUCAGCAUCCCUGGUGCCAGACUCCUUCCCGGCGUAGGAGCUGCCUCUGACCCGGCUCGAGUUGAUAGUCUCAAUGUAAGCGUUGCCGCGGCGCUUCUUAUGGAAACCUUCCUGCGCGUCCCGCUAGGAGUGAGCCCGCGUAUAUUUAUAGACGUCAUCGUCAAUAGGGCGGGGCCUUUUUAUCAGGAUGGCUCCAUGUCUUGCAUUCUGUCGCUACUCCUGCGCAACAAAGCCCUGAUCCUAGACCGACAGUCUGAUAACGGCAGCAUUAGGUACCGUUGCAGGAUAACCGUCCUUAUACCCAUCGGCCCUAGUUCCUAUGAGGCCACCUUCUGUCAUCCUUCGACUACGCUAUUGCAAUCCGUACUUCCCAAGAGUAGCCUCCAGCUGCGGCCCAGCUGCAUGCAAAAGUACCUUACAGUUACGUACGUUACAGCGCUGCAGAGCAGUGAUUGA
Messenger RNA from Aspergillus nidulans FGSC A4, 1854 nucleotides. Its product is annotated as TrmH family RNA methyltransferase. The coding region runs from base 1 to 1854 and encodes 617 amino acids. Gene Ontology annotation, molecular function: RNA methyltransferase activity; methyltransferase activity; RNA binding. Gene Ontology annotation, biological process: rRNA methylation; RNA processing. The transcript is spliced from 3 exons. Gene Ontology annotation, cellular component: cytoplasm; mitochondrion. The record is from RefSeq and is a predicted model, not a curated record. Lineage: Eukaryota; Fungi; Ascomycota; Eurotiomycetes; Eurotiales; Aspergillaceae.